GCGUUGUCGGCAAAGUCGCAGUGUGCGCUUCUACUGCGAGAAUUUAGCUACUGCGCUGGCUUUGUUGCCGCUUUCGGACGGAUUUGAUAUAAAAUAAUCAUAAUAAGAAUUUCUAGUGCACAGUCAGAUUCUGAUUCUGAGCGCGGCGGGUGGCGCACACACAAUUCUGUGGACUUGUGAAAAUUUUAUAUGAAAAAAAAUUUGCUUUGCUUAUUGAAGAAUAAAUAAAAAUAAGAAUUCUUACAUUCAACGCUUUCCAAAAAUGUUCCACCCAACACUGAAGUAUUGCUUACUGCUUGGCGCAUUAUCGCUGCACAUGUAUCACCCUGUGCUAACACAACGCACCUCCUUGGAUGUGACAUUUCGUGACUUAUAUCGACCGUUACGUUUGCUUGGCUUGAAUUUUGCCGGACGUUCCGGUGAUAAUCCGGAUAAUCGUCAACUAGUGCGUGAUAUGGGCAAAACACAAAAUCUCAACACACGCGCACGUUCUUUGGUGAAUUUUUGUGAUGCGCUAAAUGGUCCCGGCAAACGCAGUGAGCGGCGACCUAACUCGGUGCAUCGUUUACGACCCGGCGAUAUCGAUGUUAUAGGCGCUAUGGGUGAUUCGCUAACAGCUGGUAAUGGCAUUUUUGCGACAAAUUUAUUGCAUGUCACUGUAGAAAAUCGUGGCAUGGUAUGGAGUAUUGGUGGGCAAGGCACUUGGCGACAAUAUCUAACGCUGCCAAAUAUACUUAAGGAGUUCAAUCCGAACUUGUAUGGGUAUUCGUUGAAAGAUGGACUUUCAACUGAUAGAAGUUCAAAGUUCAACGUCGCUGAGUUGGGUGCAAUGUCAAGAGACAUACCAUACGAAGCACAGGUGCUCGUGAAACGCAUGUCACGUGAUCCUAAAGUGAAUAUGACCGAAGAUUGGAAACUCAUUACCAUGCUCAUUGGUAAUAAUGACUUUUGCUCAGAUGUUUGCUAUUUACCACGUCCGGAGGAUGCAAUUAAAAAGCACGAAGAAAAUAUGGUGAAGACUUACCGUUAUCUGCGUGAUAACGUGCCACGUUUAAUGAUAAAUGUAGUGCCAUCACCGAAACUAGACUUCCUAGUCGGUUUGAGUAUGAAAACACCAAUUUGCCAUACAACUUUAUCAUUCGAAUGUCCGUGUUUGGUGGGUAAGCCGAAACAGCAUGUUAACCGUAUGAAACAGUUGAUGAAAAAAUGGAUUGAGAAGGAUAGAGAGAUAGUGAAUAGGGAUGAGUUUAAUACUGAGACUUUUACAAUUAAUAUGCAGCCGUUUACACUUUUCGGAGAUUUUUUUCCCAACAGCGAUGAUGCGGUAAAAUUUAAAUUUCUCUCCGAGGAUUGCUUCCACUUGAGCCAGCGCGGUCAUGCGAUUAGCGCCAAUUAUCUUUGGAAUAAUAUGUUGGAACCAAAUGGUGAGAAAAGUAUAAUGGAUGAGCCUACGCUAAUGGAGAAAUUUCACUGCCCAACAGAACAACGCCCCUAUUUGAUGACACGUGUUAAUAGCGAUAGAAAUUUUCUAGUGUAAUUUUCAAUAUUCAACUUAACCACACAUUUGCGGUCACGUUUUAUUGAUUGAAAUUCAAAAGUAUGUAGUCGGAUAGGAAAGUAUAAUUUAUUAAUUAAAGACUGUGAUAAUUUAACUGUAUUAUCUAUCUAACUUUUAAUACACAUUUACAUAUUUAUAUGUGUACAUAUGCAUAAGUAAGUAAUUAGUAUGUCAAUUAU
Ceratitis capitata (Mediterranean fruit fly) is the source of this 1737-nucleotide messenger RNA. RefSeq names its product phospholipase B1, membrane-associated. Gene Ontology annotation, molecular function: glycerophospholipase activity. Gene Ontology annotation, biological process: phospholipid metabolic process. The transcript has 6 exons. The coding region runs from base 263 to 1537 and encodes 424 amino acids. The record is from RefSeq and is a predicted model, not a curated record. NCBI's taxonomy places the organism in Eukaryota, Metazoa, Arthropoda, Insecta, Diptera, Tephritidae.